AUGCAUUUUUCCAUUCUAAUUUUUACGGUUUUGUCUUCAUGCACGUUGAUUUCCUGUCAAAAGAAUAAUAAGUAAGUCUUUUGACGCACCGGAGAGUGCUUGACUUUGCAUGGUAAACAUAUACGUGUAUUUGGAUUGUUAUAGCCGGACCGACUGCGAGAUAAUUUCUCGAACCCUUGCCAAAAAGCUUGAACCGUACAUAGGCGAUGAUGAUCGCCGCUGCAAAUUCCUUGAGCAUGCAGCAAAGAUCGUUAAGGAUACUGUAAGGAAAUGAGUUAAAUUUUUAUUUGCUUUUGAACUACAAUAUCUUUAGUGCGACGUGAAAGAAUGCGAUUUGUGUGUAAAUGGGAUUUUCCAAUGUCUGAGGGAUCAGGUGGCAACGAAAACAUCAACAAUUACCAGUGAAAGGUGCUGUAUCAAUUGUUUAAAUGAGGCGGAUUGCAUUGCUGAGUUUGAUUAUUUUGUGUAA
This is a messenger RNA of Bursaphelenchus xylophilus (pine wood nematode), 469 nucleotides long. NCBI's taxonomy places the organism in Eukaryota, Metazoa, Nematoda, Chromadorea, Rhabditida, Aphelenchoididae. The record is from the annotation of a GenBank genome assembly.